UCAAGUUCAUAUGCAGUAUUAAAGGUUUCAAGUUCAUUUUGUAUUAAAGUGCUUGAUAUUAACAGUAUAGAACUGAUAGUGUGUCUGUAUGUGGAUUUCUCUCAUCACUAACUGAUUUAUGGACUGUGGCCCAAUAGUGAUUAUAUUCUCCAUAAGAUGAUGCUGAUACCAAGUAGUCCUCCUGUUAUAUUAAGGAAGAGUUAUCUAUAAAUAGAAUAGCAUUAAUGGACACUAGUCACACUGCAUCAAGACUGAAAUUUAUGCAUCCUCCUAUGGGACAUGAUCGAGCUAUAGAUUUCAAUAUACAUGUACAUGUAUUAAGAGAUCUUGUGGAACAGGUUAAAGUACUAAUUAAUGUACAUGUACUAUACAUGUACAUGUAUGUACUAUGUACUUGUCUGGUGGUGUAAUAUACAUGUACAUGUAUGUAUUAUGUACUUGUCUGGUAAUGUAAUACCGAGGACUGAGAUAUCUGCUUGAGGUGAAGUUGAGGGAAGAUAUGAGGUAUUGUAUUACUCUACUCACCCAGACAUACUGGUCACUUUUUAUAGUGUGUGUAUCAAUUUUUAUUUAUUUAAUUAUUUGUUUAUUUAUUUAAUAGGUACGGCAUGAUUUGUUAAAAUGUUAAAAUCAUUUUAUUUUGACGGUUUAUUACUUCAAUAUGGAGAACAAAGUGUAAACUAUGGUUUUAAUGGAGCUCCUUAUCUUAUGAUGCAACUUAGUGAUAUUCAUUGACAAGAGGCCAUUUUUUUUCUUUUAAACUCAUUAAUCUCUUUAUGAGUUUAAGUUUUUUGGGGGGACUGUGCUAAGGUAAGAGUAGUCUAACAGAUUAUAUUCUAGUCUAGCUACAUUUAUUAUGCCCUCCAGAUAUACAUGUCCUUCUGAUAAACUAUUAUAUCAUACCAUGAUCUUAUCCUAGUGCACAUGGCGCUGAUUACCACUGAGCCAAUUAACAUUCUUUCUAAGGAAAAGGUCAUAUGCAAUUGUAUAGCCCACUGUUAUUGUUGUUCUAAAGGCUGUGUUGAGGUGUGAUGUAAUGUGGCUAUUAUCAUGUUUUGAUGAAUUGAUCUCAGCAAUAUCCUGUGCCACCCAAGCUGCCACCUUUCAUACCCCUGCACUUCCAUAGAGUGCACAUUCCGGGGAAACUCACCAUAGCUCUGAGCUAAUCAGUGGUAGCUCAUUAUAAAAAGCACUACUUGCACACAAAGUUGCUUAGAAUAAAAUUAUCUGUACAAUGAAGGUCACUGGAGUUAUACCAAUUCUGCUUCUCUUUCUAAUAAAUGGUUACGUUAACUGUCAAAAUUUUGAGUACAACAAUAACGUUCAUUUUGAAGAUGGAAACUUCUCCUUAACUGUUGUAUUUCAAGUAGAAGCAACUUAUAACUCAGUAACUGGUGAUGUGUGUGCUAAUGGAGUCACUAAUGAUACUGCUAACUUAAUGUGCCAGAAUACAUCUAAUCUACAAGCAGUUGGUUUUGUAACUACAGACUACUCCACCUUUGUGUUCAAUUCUGUUGCUUAUAGUAUUGAUUGUUCAAGUGGUAUUGAUACUUGUCCUGGUACUCAAGUUUCUAACUGUGAUUCUUAUGGAGGACUAUUAGCAGUCAAAUGUGUGAUACCUAUUCCAGAAUGCUACUCACAAUCGGUAGUUAUGCUAAGUAAUCCAGUUAAUACAACCAUUCCUUCUGGUGGCUAUUACGUAACUGGUCAUCCUGUUACCUGCAGCUCUAGUGGUAACUAUGUUCCAAUAUGCAACAGUGUGAACAUUGGGCCAUUAGAAAUAAUAGCUAUUUGUGCUUAUACAAUAAUUGGAUCAGGUGGGUUUAAUGGAGCUCCUUCUGGUGUUACUGUUCCUCCUCCUACUCUACGUUCUAGUGAUACUGUAUCGAAUCAAUUUAGCUGUUCUGGUAGCACUUACAGUAAUCUCAAUUGUUCUGGUAAUAGCAUAAUCAGUUCAUGUCCUAAUGGAUAUGCUACUGUCACAUGUCAGAAAGUUUGUGAUGAGGACUAUUAUGCUACUUUAUUUAAUAGUCAAACAGCUACCAUUGAUGGAAUCAGUUAUACCAUUGGGAUACCGCAGUUCUGUAUAACAGGGACAUAUGCAAGAAUAUGUAAUGAUGGUACUAAUUCUCCUGAAUUGGGACUAGCUUUAUGCAAUAGUGCGGGAUUUCUAUUUGGUGAGCUCCUUUCUUCAAACUCAAGUCUUGCUGAGACCCUAUACAGGGGCUCUCCCCAGGGGAUAUUGUAUUUGAAUAGAUUCCUUUGUUCUGGUCAUAAUUGUCAAGGAGAUUCAAGUUCAGGCUUUGCCAGUAAUCCACAGUGCUUCAAUGGUCAACUGGAAACUAUUGUGAGAUGCUCUAAUAUAAAGUCUUAUGCAGUUGUCAUUGGAGUUACUGUCGGUGUAUUGGUCGCAUUUGUAGUAACAGUACUUAUUGUUGUCAUAUUAGUAGUUGUGUUUAUGGUCAUCCGUAAUAAAAGGACUCAUAGACAUGAUGGUUUAUUAACAAUUAAUGAUGAUAUUUAUAUAGAUUGA
Messenger RNA from Amphimedon queenslandica, 2533 nucleotides. RefSeq lists its product as uncharacterized. The transcript is spliced from 10 exons. The record is from RefSeq and is a predicted model, not a curated record. Bases 1235 to 2533 code for a protein of 432 amino acids. Lineage: Eukaryota; Metazoa; Porifera; Demospongiae; Haplosclerida; Niphatidae.